Messenger RNA from Pyricularia oryzae 70-15, 2963 nucleotides. RefSeq lists its product as uncharacterized. The transcript has 3 exons. Bases 186 to 2015 code for a protein of 609 amino acids. Lineage: Eukaryota; Fungi; Ascomycota; Sordariomycetes; Magnaporthales; Pyriculariaceae. The record is from RefSeq and is a predicted model, not a curated record. Gene Ontology annotation, biological process: transcription by RNA polymerase I.
UUCCAAAAUUUUCUUCGCUGCCGGCGAUUUUCGCGCGUCACUUUAGCUUCACUAUCACAACUCAACUUCACCUUGACUUUGCCCUCAACUCCAUUGCCAACCGCAAAACACACCCUCUCCGAUUCCACAAGCCGCUGGGGCUCAUAACACUACACAUCUGUAGUUUUGCUUGCAACACCGUCAAUAUGCCAAUGCCUAGGGCUAACGUUCAAAGCCUGGGCGCCCAUGUCUCCAACAUGGCUGGCUCGGCGCGCAGUUACGUCUUUGGUAACAAUAGUCGAAACUCGAAACAGAACAGCAUCAAAACCGAAGCAAUGAUGGACGAUGAUGAAUCUAGCAGUGGAAGCGACUCCGAUAGCGACAUGUCGGAUGGCGAGGGCACCGAGAACUUUCUUUCCAAAAUCAACGCUGCCACAGCCGCCAAAAAGACGAAUGCAGCAGCCAAAGGCGGUGCCAAACUGUCGGACAGCGCUUCAACACCAGCUACAGCUACGAAGAAGGCAUCGAUGUUUAAAGCCGAGCCGAACGUGACCGAAAAGAAGAUCAAACCCGAGCCUGCUACGAGUAGCUCUGAGAGCAGCUCCGAGUCGGAUUCAGAAGACGAGAAGACAGCAAAGAAGUCUGCGGCUGCCACUAAGAAAGCCAUCUCCAAACCCGAGCCCAAAAAGGCACCUGUGUCUUCGGAUUCGGACUCUUCAAGCGAGAGCGACAGUGAUGAGGAUCAAUCUGGUGCCAAGAUAGCCGCACCACAAAAUAACAAGCAGUCGAACACCACUGCCAAUAACGAAAGUGAAAGCUCGAGCUCCGAGGAGAGUGAGGACGAGUCUGAGGAGGAGGCACAAGUCUCUAAACCAUCCAAGACUGCAGCAAAGGACAAGACCAAGAAGGCAACCAAGGCAGCUGCGAUAGUGAAGAAUAAGGCCGCCGCCGAAAGUUCCAGUUCUGACUCUGAGUCCGAGUCGGAUUCUGAUUCUGACUCUUCGGAAGAGACGUCUUCCUCGGAAGACGAGAAAGCCAAGCCUGCCAAAGCGAUCGCGACAAAGAAAGCUGUCAACGGUGUUGCGAAAUCCAAGUCAAAGAAGCCGGCUGAUGAUUCUGAUGUGGAAAUGGCCGACGAGUCGUUUGCGCUUGUGUCAAAAAGCCAGCCUGCCGAUGGUGAACUGGCCGACGAAUUUGUUAGGGAGGGCUUCCAGUUGCGCAAAGCUUCAGAGGACACAGAUGUCUCAGAGGUUCUGAAUGUUUUCAAGCAGGCGAAGCGCGAGGGCAAGCAGAUCUGGUAUUUCACCACCCCGGCAUCAGUGCCAGUCAGCGUUGUGGAGAAGAUGAACUUUCCUAUGCGCAAUGCGCAGACCGGCGACCCCAUUGUGUCGCACAAUGGGGUAGACUAUGGUGUUGAUCUGGGAGCUACCGGAGUGCCCAGCACCUACAAGAUUCUUGUGCCGGCAAAGAAGGGCAGCAAAUAUGAGAUGGUAGAUCGGGGCAUUGACCAUACCAUGCACCUUAAGAGAAUCACUCAGCUUGCUGCCUCUGACUUCACGGCGAAACCCAAGGCUGAAAUAACUGCCAAGCCACCAAGACCCCAACCUCCGGUACUGAAGAAGCGAUACACGCCUAUUGGUGUCCCUACGCCUAUUCUUCCCCCACUUCCGUCGGUCCUGAAGUCGAGAGGCGAUGUGGCUAUGACCGACGCUCCAGAGGAGAACGGAUCGGCCUCUGAAAAGAAGUCCAAGAAGCGCAAGGCCAACGCAGAGGAAGCCGCCAAGACCCCCUUGAGCGAGACAAAGUCGAAAAAGGCCAAGACUAUAAACUCUAUAUCGGCAGACCCUUCCAUCCCAAAAAGCACGCCACCCUCCAGCACACCCAUGGGUACCGGCAAGAAGCCGCAGGCGAAAGGAAAGACCACAGCUACGGCAACUCCAGUCUCGCAGGCAAAAGCCAGGUCAAAGAGCUCCGCCGAGCCUCCAAGGACGCAAACCCCAGUUCCGCUGCCCAAAAUGCCGGGAUUGAAGAGGUGAUCGCCGUUUAUUUGAGAAUCGUAUCUUUGACCAGCGCCUGUCGCGCUUUUAUUAUAGGAUGCAACUCUUGUUCCCAAUUUUACAGCAAGGCCUUCAAGGGGCUCAUAGCCCCGUCGAGACCUUGGCUUGCUGGAGUGAGGGAGAGCUAACUAUGACCGGUUCUUUUUAUUGAACUAUUAUCGCCUACUGCGAGGCUUAAGGAUUAAUAGCAGACGGGAUGGUUUUAUGGUGAACCGUCCGCAUACAACUUGUUCUAGAACGACAAGCUUGGUUAUCGAAGCCUUGUUGCGGAUUGGUUGUUUUUGUUACAUAUUGCACGUGCCGGCCCAGUCUUUGGAGAAUCUUGGGCCUCAAUACCUACCUAGGUACCUAGAUCAGUCGAGGCGUUUUAUACUGCAUCUGACGGAGUUCUGUAUAUCCCACUAGAGUUUGGGGUUUUUUUCCUCUUGAUUGUCAUCUCCGAUGAAUAUACAGCCACGCUGUUAAACAACCUUCGAUACCUCCAAAUGGACCCAUAUCAGUUUGUAUUUUUAGCAUUGGCCGUGACAAGGAAGUAUCUUGGAGUUGCAAAAGAUGAUCAGAUCGGUCACAUCUUGUGGUUCAAGAGAUGGCAAUCAGACCGCUAACGUCUGGUAGUUCAUACACUCACUCUCCUUUGGCUAACCAAUGGGUGGCUGUGCCAGACAAUUAUUGUGCUCCGAUGUACCACCCAACCAAACUGAAUUACCUACUCCUUUGUACCUCCAAUGCUAUAAAACGACAUAUGACGCUAAACGCUUUUGUCAUUUUCUCAUCAUUUUCUGGCCACAUCAAAACCAAGACUAUCACCACUGCACACAUGGCAAGAGGUCAAAGGGAAGAUCAUAGUAGCUAUUUUAUUUUUGUUAUUUGCAUUAUAUGUACCCGACUACUUGGUACACAAAUCAAGACACCCGAAUCUAAUAAGGU